AUGAUAAGCAGCAGGGUACGCAAUGACAAUGCUACAGGCUUCGGACAUGGCUUGAUUCUGGACAGAAUUCAAGGUCCACCUGAGCUACAACUGUACAGGGAGGAGAUGGAGCUGCUCAAACAGCAAAAAGCACUCAGUGAACAACCACCAUCACUUCUUCUUCAACACCCACAACAACAACAGCAGCAACAUGAUGAACAACCACCGCAGCAACCACUGCAGCAACCACAACAGCAACAUCAACACCAAGAGCCUAACUGGUCCACAAAUGAUGUGCCCAGAGAACAUCAAGGUGCACCAGUGACUCAACUCGGGGAUGACAAAGAUUUGCCAGAGCAACAGGCAGACCCCAGUGAGAAAGCAAAAGUCCCUUCUACAAUUGAGGAAUUCCAUGCUGAAUUCACUAAAACCACUACUGAACUCAGUAGUGUCAUGAACAAGUUCAACGACUUAUUGUCGUUGUCCAGAAAGUUCUUUGACACUACUAUUGAUGUCAAAAAAAGUCUGCCAUUCAAUAUGGCAAAAAUGUGGUCAACAUGCUCUGUAACUGAAAUUCCAGUUACUUUUGAGAAGGGCAACUCUAUAGAAGAGCGUCAAGGUAAAGAAUUUUUCAGCUCAGACUACUUCACAAUACUAUUUGAGGAAGCAGUACGAAAGGCAACAGAAGGAAAUGAAAGAAAGGAAAUCGAGGAAUCUGAGGAUGUUCCAUUUGAUUUGCCACCAUUUUUAACACCUCCGAUCAUGCCUUCCCAGCCUAAUGUAUUUGCUGAUUUGACAUUGAAGCUUGGAAUGGUUUCCGAUUCAAAUCCUCCUCCUCAGGCACACGACUUUGAAGAGGAAAUGAGAUUAGAAGCAAUCUUGGCAAACAAAACUUUGACUGAACGUGAUUUGGAGACAAUUUCAGGGGACAACAAAGAUGAAGCUGAAAAACAACAGCCACCUACAGAAAAAACUGAGUAUGCGUUCUUUUAA
Molecule: messenger RNA, 972 nt
Organism: Spinacia oleracea (spinach)
Lineage: Eukaryota; Viridiplantae; Streptophyta; Magnoliopsida; Caryophyllales; Amaranthaceae
Product: transcription factor asR4-like
Exons: 3
Coding region: 1-972 (323 amino acids)
Source: RefSeq, a predicted model, not a curated record